GCGGACUCCCUGAAUCUUUAUACGUACAUAUAAGCAAUCUCACCAGCUCGUCGCUUUCAUCAUAUCCGGCGCAUUGAAUUGGGAAUAACAUACUGCGUUUCUUAGGAUGUUGGUAUCUUUGACCGUGGGCAAAGUCGACGCUGGCGUCGCGGUCUUGUUAACGCAGGACAACAGACUGAUUGAAUUCCCUUCGGUGCUACUCCCGAAGAACAUCAGCUCUGGAAGCAUUGUCGACAUUGACGUCUCCCGGAACCACGCCGCUGAAGCAAAGAGUAUAGCGAAUUUCCAGGCACUUCAAAAACGUAUCCUCAAUACCUACGGCUUGGAGACUCCUUCCCCUCCCGUUCUUCGUCUACGAAAUGCCACACAGACAUCCUUAGUCCUAGAGUGGGACCCCAUCAAGCUUGCUACGGCCUCGUUGAAGUCCCUGUCCCUCUACCGCAAUGGUUCAAAGGCUGGGUCAAUCCCUCGUCCUCUAGAAAUGCAAAGUACCAAAAUUAGUGGUCUUGCCAUCCACGCCGAAUAUACAUUUCACCUCGUCUUGCGAACUACAGCUGGAACUUAUCAUUCGGAAAAACUGACCUGCCGUACUCAUAAAAUGACUGAUCUAUCAGGCAUAACGGUGACCCCAGGAAUUAUGCCACAACCUCAAAGAGAAGCCCUCGAACGCGCCCUUGAUAGGAUAGGAGGAAAGCUUGUCGAUACUGUGCGAAUUGAUACCACUCAUUUUGUGUGUACUGAAGGCCGAGGCCCGGCGUGGGAAAAGGCAGUGGAAAUGAACUUGCCAGUCGUGCGACCUGAAUGGGUAGAUGCGUGUGAAGCGGAGGGAACUAUUGUUGGAGUGCGAGGUUAUUAUCUCAAUGCAGACCCGAAACAUCGACAGCUAGGCCCACGACAAGUACCACAUCAGCAACAACAACAACAACCGCCACCACAGCAGCAGCAGCAGGCUCCUGAAUUAGUGGUUUCAGAAACAACAACUCCCCCAACAAGUAACCAGUCGAACUUGCCAGUGCGCGCACCGGAACCGAUCUCAGAGGGCCCGCCUACACCUUUCCCAGGUGGACCUACAGAAGUCACAUCAACCGAAGUUCCGGAGGAGCAUGAAGCUGAUCGCGCGGAACCUCCUUCUCCACCCCCCAAAGACGAACCUUCUAAUGAGCUAAAAGAUGAUGGCGAGGAGGGGCCUGAUGAGUCAGAUGUCAACGAAGAAAUUGAGGACGAAAAUAAGAAGACGGCCGAUAAAAAGGGUUCUCAGGAAGAGCCAGCUGUCGAGCAUGAACCCAUAAAAAAGAUAGAUAAAGCUCAACCAGAAGGUGAGGGCGAGCUCGAAGAGGUCUCUCUAUAGGCGCUCAUUGGCCUUUGAGUGGACAUAUGCAGCCUAGGUUAUCCAUGUUUGUUCUUCUGAGGUUCUGCUUACUUUGUCAUGGCAUUUACCUUUCCAGCGUUGACUAGGAUAUAUGCUUAUAAUGAUUACAUACUCAUAUUUGUAUUCACAACC
Messenger RNA from Talaromyces stipitatus ATCC 10500, 1501 nucleotides. RefSeq names its product chitin biosynthesis protein (Chs5), putative. Gene Ontology annotation, biological process: conjugation with cellular fusion; Golgi to plasma membrane transport. Gene Ontology annotation, molecular function: protein dimerization activity. Bases 107 to 1348 code for a protein of 413 amino acids. The record is from RefSeq and is a predicted model, not a curated record. The transcript is spliced from 2 exons. Gene Ontology annotation, cellular component: exomer complex; trans-Golgi network. Lineage: Eukaryota; Fungi; Ascomycota; Eurotiomycetes; Eurotiales; Trichocomaceae.